Messenger RNA from Oikopleura dioica, 2217 nucleotides. NCBI's taxonomy places the organism in Eukaryota, Metazoa, Chordata, Appendicularia, Copelata, Oikopleuridae. The record is from the annotation of a GenBank genome assembly.
AUGACCGACAACGAUCCGGGAUCAAUAUACGAAGCGGGCGUCCGAAUCUCAUUACUUCUGGACAUGAAUCGCGACCUGGAGAGUCAAAUCCAAACUGACGCAACGAAAGAAGCGAUUCUUCGCCCUCUCAUCAACAAGAACAUACUCGAGAGAGACAGAAUAAACGCGAUGAUGGGAAGCCUCUGCAAACACGAACUGAACCGCUCCCAGUCUUUUGCCCAAGGUCACCAAACAACCGCGAAUUAUCGAGAAGAAGCUCACAUCACAGCCACAUUUACACGAUACAUGACAGACACCUCCAAACUCGAUGGAAGUUCACACGCAGAAUUUACGAACUUCUUGGGCCGACUUUCGAUAUUUUACAAAGCACACGUCGAAGGUCACGCAAGCAGACUAAAAGCAUUCUUGAACUGCGUUUACUCACACCUCGAUAUCUCUAUCGAGCGACAGAUCGAAGCCGAUGAUGUCUUCGAAGUCAUAGAAGCCAUGCUGCUCUAUCUCCAGUUACGAUCCAAUGAGCCUGAAGUUUUCAAUCAGAUUUCUCCUUCCCUGAGCAACGUCUUCUCAAUAAAGGAACUUGCUCGUCUGGCACAACAAACCAUCCAAAACAGAGUUGACACCUCUGUCUCCGUCAACUUCCUAAAGAAGAAAGGCGGUAGAUGGAACAGGCGAAAGAAAGGCCCGAAAGACGGAAACUCGAAUAGCGAAGAUACCGACUGCGACGACAAAUCCGAAAAGAAAGUGAUGAAGACGACAAUUGAAGAACAACUGGAACCAUUCCAAUACUAUCAACUGAAGUCGAAGAAUUCAAUCAAGACUAACUUCGCAGCUACAACCAUCACGGUGGACUCUAAAAGUUUUGACACCAUGAUGGAGGGUGUGGCUCAUAGCCGAGUCAAAUGUUUCCGAAUCACCCACAAUGAGCGAUCUAAAGCUACGAACGUUACCGCGGACAACAAAAAGUUUACGUUAGCUGCAUCACCAAACUCCCGUGACCAAGGAUGCCCAGCGAAGCGAGUAAAAGAGGUGCUUAACAACACAUUUCCGGACAAUAGCGACAAGUCACAACAGGUAGAUGAGGCUUCGCUCCUUCGGAAUGGUCAACCGGGAAAUUUUCCGUUCGGGGCGGAAACAAAAAAUCCCCCACCGGCGAGACUCCUUGGCCGAGACAUCACGCAGUCUGAGGCUAGGCCAGGCCCAGAAAAUCUGUUGAAACCGCGGAUGAUGGAACCCCCAGGGAACUUAAAGGAACUCACGUCGGUAAUUGAGCCUCUUUGGGUUCGACCAUUUCUUGAAACGACAGUGGGAGAAAAGAUCGCAACAGACAGCUUUUCUCAUCGCAUUGUGCCACUUUACUCAGUCAGAAACUCGGCGACUGACACAGCCGUUUUCAAAGGGUCACAAAAUGCGAAUUUCGCGCUAAAGGAGCUACAAAUGCGAUUGGCUCGCCCUCCAAAAUGGGCAUAUUGGUCAGCCGCGGAUUCCAACACUCACAAAGAACACCUUGCGAUUGAAUGGGGAUGCGAGUGUCCGGAGAUGAUGCUAAAUGGACACCACUUCUACCUACAUUCCGAUCAUUGCAACUUGCUCUUUCUACAACUACAAAACGGUAAAAUGCCGGAUUUAGCUUUGUCCAGCAUCAUCCAGCACAGUGGUCACGCUUCUCGACGACUCGACAAUUUGAAAUUCAUCGACGAUUUCGAAAUGGACUGUAUUUUCCCUCACCUCACCUCGACCAUCAAGUCGAAGGCUCAUCAAAUAGCUCAACCGCGAAUUCCACCUCCAAAGAAAUCAACUCAAUCGGAUUCAUCGUCUCAGGGGGAGAGGAGUUAUACGCCCGUCAAAAGGUCUCAGGUUCAGACUAUCAACCCAGAUAUCUCGCCUGUGAAAUAUGCCGCGGAUGAUACUACUGGUGGAACCACCUUGGAAAACACCAUCUCCGAAUCAGCCCAUUCUCAAGCUCUAUCUACCCAGAACUUAGAUGUCAAGUCGCGUGAUGCGGCAGAUUUAAAUCAUACGUCAGAAAAUGUCGCAUCACAAAAGAGACCCAAUCCAGUGCAAAAACGACGUCAAAAGCGAACUCGACCCGAAGCUUCUCCGAACAGUACAGUUGUCGAACUGGAUUCGAAAGCGCCGCGGACAUCAUCUCGAGUGAAAACCCAAGUUCAACCGAUGAACAUCAGUAGCUCCAGCAGCAAGAGCUACAACUAUGCGUAA